This is a messenger RNA of Stegodyphus dumicola, 2028 nucleotides long. Its product is annotated as organic cation transporter 1-like. Gene Ontology annotation, molecular function: transmembrane transporter activity. The record is from RefSeq and is a predicted model, not a curated record. Gene Ontology annotation, cellular component: membrane. NCBI's taxonomy places the organism in Eukaryota, Metazoa, Arthropoda, Arachnida, Araneae, Eresidae. Gene Ontology annotation, biological process: transmembrane transport.
GAUUGGUCGAAAGCCGGUGUUCUUCAUUGUCAUUUUCGUUACUGUCGUCACAGCUGUCGCUUCAGUUUUGAUGUCGAAUUUCACGGCGUUUCUUAUUCUGCGAAUUAUUAAUGGCAGCCUUAUGCCAUCCGUCUUUCAACUGCCAUACAUCAUACUGCUAGAAAUUGUGGGUCCAUCCUAUCGAACUCGGCUAAACGGCAUCGCCAACUCUUCUUGGACGAUAGGACUCUGCGUCUUACCUCUCAUCGCUUAUGUUACUAGACACUGGGUCACUUUGGGUUUAGCAACUUCGUCCGUCACCGUGUUGUUCUUUUGCUACUGGAAAUUCUUACCCGAAUCUCCUCGAUGGCUUCUCUCCCAAGAGAGAUAUGGGGAGGCGUCGAUUAUCUUAACGAGAAUAGCAGAAACAAAUGGGAAACCUCAAGAUCCUGUGGAGCUGAGGAUGAAAGUGCAGAAAUUAGGUGAAAGGAUAAAGAAAGAAAAGAAUCUAAAUGCAGUGAGUAAUACUUCGACCGAUUUGGUCCGGUAUUCGAACCUCAGAAAGAAAUUCUUGAUCAUAACAUUUUGUUGGGUUGCGGACAUCAUGGCUUAUUACGGCUUGCAAAUUAAUGUGUCCAACCUGGGCGGUAAUCCCUUUCUCAACUUCUUCUACCUAGCUCUAGUCGAAGUACCUGGAUUUAUUUUCAGUUGGUUUUUUAUGGAAUGGUAUGGAAGAAGAUGGUGCUCUGUCUCGUCGCUCAUUGUCACUGGAUUGGCAUGCUUAGUUCCUGUAAUAUUAUCUCCAGAUAUACCAUACGUUGCUGUAGUGGCUUCUCUAAUCGGUAAAUUCGGGGCCUCUGCUUCUUUCAUGGCCGUCUACCAACAAAGUUCUGAACUUUACCCCACCACCAUCAGAUCCAUUGGAAUGGGUAUGAGUGGGACAUUUGCCGGUUUGGCUAAUAUCGUCGUGCCUUACGUUGUGUUCCUUGCUAUUUAUGGCAAGUAUCUCCCCUACCUCAUCAUAGGGAUGGUGUGCAUCCUGGCAGGAAUCAGCGCUACUUUCUUGCCAGAAACCCUGAAUGAAAUCUUACCUCAAACCAUCUACGAUGCAGAAAAGUUUGGAAAGGAUCAAAAGUUCUUCUCUUGCGGAGGGAGGAAGCGUUCCAUUUCCGAAGAAGAACAAUCCCCAAAACUUUUGAAUGGCAUUAAAGAUACGGAUUCGACUUGAAGAUAUAGCUAUGGCGGCAUCAACCUUUAAAACACGAUUCAGUGGCUCCAUGAACUUUCAAGCGAAUUUACAGUUUAUCUAUAUGGUUUGAAAAAGAAUAGUAAUAAAUAAUUUAAUGCAGAGAUAAAUAUGCUGUUGAACAUACUUUUCACUAUCUUUUGAAGGAAAGUAAUGAGCAAGCAUUAACACCACUUUAUUUAAGAAAGGUUUUUAUUUCUAAACUUUCAAGAAAUGAAAUAAAAAUACGUGUUGUCAAAAAGUUUUCAUGAAGAUAUAUUGCUUAUUAUUAUAUAUACUCAAUGCAAAAUAUUCAAGUCAUUUUAUGAAGAUAUUCCUUCAUCAUUUGAUUACAACACAGAAUAAGGGAGUUUGUACUGAAAUUGUAGUAAAGUUGUUCUUAAUUACAGAAGCUGCUUGAAAUUUCUACUUAAAGAUGAGGCUCGAGUGAUUUAACUUUGAUAACGUGAACUCAGUGAUGUUUGUACUUCAGCUACGAAAUCGAAGAAGAUGUGCUCAUUAUGUAGUAUGUACUAUUAUGAGUUUUUUUGCACUAAAUUUGUAAAUUGAGUAUAGAAAGAAAGAUUAAAGUUGGUAUCAGUUUUCAACAAAGAGGAGUACUAUGAAAAAGUAAAAAAAAAAAAAAAAAGAAAGAAAGAAUACGUUUAAAGUGACCGCACAUUUUAUAGGAAAGAUGCGAACUAGCGAAACAGGUUUAUUUAAAGUUGUCUUUUAUAUGCUGUUUUUAGAUGUGUUCAUUUGUUUUUAAUAUAUGAUUUUUAGAUGUAUACAAGCAAUAAAAAUAAACUUUUUAUCCCAUAAAA